This is a messenger RNA of Brachypodium distachyon (stiff brome), 1454 nucleotides long. Its product is annotated as probable protein ABIL4. The record is from RefSeq and is a predicted model, not a curated record. The transcript is spliced from 9 exons. Bases 352 to 1263 code for a protein of 303 amino acids. Lineage: Eukaryota; Viridiplantae; Streptophyta; Magnoliopsida; Poales; Poaceae.
UGAGAAGGCAAAGCAGAGAGAUCCCCCACCGUACACCAGCACCACUACUUCCAGUCGGGACAAACAAACGAAAAGAACCAAUCAAGAACCACUGAUUCCAAUCUCCACCCACCAGAAUGCCAGCUUGUUACUAUCACGCCAUCAUCUCACUCUCACCUGCUGCUGAAAACCCCAAUUAAGCCAAAACCACACAUCGAUCCGCGCCGUUGGCAGUUGUUGUUGGCGUCGCGUCCUCUCCACUCCACUCUCCACUGAAGCAGCAGCAGUAAGGAGUAGGGACCUUCCUUGCUUGCUUGCUCGCCUAGCUACCUUCUUCCCCACCGCCCAGCCAACCGGAGAAGCAGAAGGAGAAUGCAGCAGGAGCAGCCGACGCGGCGGCGGGGCCCGGCGGGCGGCAGCGGCGACGGCGGUGGGGGAUGGGCGGGGGUCACCACCACUGUCGACGAGGCCUCCAUGGAGAGGAGCAAGAGCUUCAUCAAGGCUCUGCAGGAGCUCAAGAACCUGCGGCCUCAGCUCUACUCCGCCUCCGAGUACUGCGAGAAGUCCUACCUCCAUACCGAGCAGAAGCAGAUGGUACUGGACAACUUGAAAGAUUAUGCGGUACGGGCCGUUGUGAAUGCUGUUGACCACCUAGGUACGGUCGCCUACAAAUUGACGGACCUGUUUGAGCAGCAAGCUUCCGAGAUCUCCACCUUUGAGCUGAAGGUUGCACGCUUGAACCAGCAAAUCUUUACCUGCCAAAUCUAUGUGGAUAAAGAAGGCGUCAGGCAGCAGCAAAUGAUGACAGCAAACAUGAAACACCACAAGCACUACAUCCUACCAUCUACUAGCUAUAAAAGAACCCAGGCUGUUGCACACCUGGGAACCAGCACUAAUCAGGAAUCAAAGCCUAGACCUUACCCUUCAGCAAAAACACUAUCCUGGCAUCUUGCAUCAGACAAUAGCGCUUUGGCAAAUGGAGCUCAUAAAUCAACAUUUGCCCUGGGUGACACGAUUUCGUCUAAAAUUUCAUCGGAUGGUAUGGAGAUGCCAGCUUCUCCCAUGCGCAGGCCUCUGCAAUUGGAUCGGAAUACCAAGUCCGAUGUUACACAGAAAGUUGGUGCAAAGGAUCAGUCAGGUGUAAAGCACAUGACAACAUUUAGUUCUUUUGAUAGACCUAAAGGGCGUGAAAUACAAAAGGCUCCUAUAGGCACUAAGAGCAUGCUAACUGCUCUGUUUAUCAAGCACAAGUCAACAAAAAUGAAAAAGAUGUCAGCUCGAUGAUCCUCUCUUGUUCAUGCAAAUUGAUGUCACUGUAUGUAAAGUAUGUCAGAAUUUAAAACAUGUCAUCUUGGUGAUGACCUGGAUGUAAUGAUUUCAUAUCAUCAGACACCUGAUUUUUUUUAUGCCCUCCCCGUGCAAUUCUGCCACCAGAAGCUUUGGCAUCCAAUAUCAAAUAAAAUGCAGUUGUGUUC